AUGAACUCAGGAUGCGGUCACAAGAUGAAAGUGAUUGGAGUCGGCAAGGCGGCCUUCGAAGGAGCUGACGGGAAGCCAAUGAUUUUGGAGGACGUGCUCGUGGUGCCGGAGAUAAAGGGGAACCUGGUCUCCUUGAGGAAGAUGGGGAUGUCAGGUGUUUGCACGGCCACCAAUGGAGCUGAAACGUUCAAGGGGAAUCUCGGUGAUCGAGUGUUGUGGGACUUACAUGAAGACAAGGACCUGCAUAAUGAGUUGUGGCAUGUGCCCGUGGUGCCAUGGCGUGAGAUGGUACGUGAAAAGGAGAAUGGGAGCUGUGGAUGUAAAGGGGAGUGUGUUGCAAGGGCUGCUGCAGAAGUGAAGGAGCUGAAAGCUACCGUGGCGAAUCUUGUGAAGGAGUUGCGCAAGGUCAAUGCUCGACUUGCAGCAGCUGAAAAUGGAAAAGCAGCAGUGGCUGAUGAGAAGAAUGGUGCUGAGACCAAGGGGAGUAAUUGCAAGGUUGCUGCUGUGCACAAGGAAAAGGGAGUGCACAAGGAUGACACUCGUAAGCAGCAGAAACUUCAUGUGAUGGUGCAGCCGAGGGUUGGAGCUGCUACGGAGAAGAAAAUGGUGCCGAACUCUGCAAGCGUUGUGGCUGAUGGGUUGAAGGCGAACGGAGAACCCAAAGUGAAGCUGAGUUCGGGGGAAGCUGGAAUUGUGGGGAAGCAUAAGAGUGCCUUCCCAAAAACUGGAGUUGGGAUCGGCAACAAGGUAGAGCUGGUCGAGGGGGAGCAGUUUGACAUUGAUGCUUUGGUUCCAAUGCCAACGGUGAAAGAGGUGAAGGCAAUUGUUGGACCCACUGACGGUGGUUGUGGGUUUGAAUAG
This is a messenger RNA of Closterium sp. Yama58-4, 861 nucleotides long. Lineage: Eukaryota; Viridiplantae; Streptophyta; Zygnematophyceae; Desmidiales; Closteriaceae. The record is from the annotation of a GenBank genome assembly.